Vitrella brassicaformis is the source of this 5553-nucleotide messenger RNA. Lineage: Eukaryota; Vitrellaceae. The record is from the annotation of a GenBank genome assembly.
CUCGAGUCGUUUGCAGCGAUCGCGGAUCACCUGUGUUGCCGGAUGGGUGAAUCGUAGUGUACACAACGCGAUGGAGUGAGUGGACAUCGAAGACAGCCUCCCAGGCCUCUUGUCCGCCGCAAUGGAGGGAGCAGAAGGUGCAUCUGCAGCGGCCCAUCCAUCAGAUGCCGACGGCGUCCAUGAUCAGCCGAUGCCGCCGCAACACGAGCCGGAGCCGACAGAAGAGCAGAAGCCAGCAGCAGUAGAGGAGGAGGAGGAGCAGCAGCAGCCACACGACCAGCCCGCACACCCUUCAUCGGGUGACGCUGACGUCAUGAUGGAUCUCACCGACGACCAAGAUGCCGCACAUGCACCAGCACAGGCACCGGCACCAGCACCAGCAGCCGACAAGGCGCCGCACACGGGCCGUCAGAGGACCAUCAAUGAGAUGCUUGGCUGGCCUGAGAGCAAGACAGACGACCAGGAGGGAGGGAAGAAGCGAGCGGCUGACGGCGAUGUGGUCGACGGGAAGCCCAAGAAGCGCAAGAAGGCGGCGGGCAAGCAGAAGGGUGGAGAGGCCAAACCCAAGGGGGCCAAGGGGGCGGCCAAGGGCAAGCCCUCCCCAUCGGCAGACCAGCCACCAUCGCAUGCUGCCGCCGAUGACGGUCCCCAGCCAUCCCAGCCAGCCGACCCACCACAGGCGGCUACUGCGGCUGCAGGGUCGUCAUCGUUCCAACCGGCGGCUGCCAAGCCACACCCCUUCUUCGAUCCGUCCCACUAUCAGAGCGCUGAGGUGCAGGCGGAGAUGCGCAAGGGCGGCAAGAAGGACAACAAGAAGAAGAAGGACAAGGACGAUGGCCCUCCAGAGGGCAAAGGGGGCGGCGAGGGGGGUGGUGCCGGCGAGAAGAAGGACAAGAAGGCCAAGAAGGCCAAGGCGGCCCCCAAGAGGAAGAAAGCAGCCAAGGCCAAAGACAAAGCGGCCGAUGACAACAAGAAGAAGAGGAAACAGGCGCCGACCCUGUCCACGGCCAAGAAGGCCACCGACGAAACAAGCGCCGACGCUCCAGUCCUACCAGCGCCCCCAGCAGCAGCUGCAGCAGCGGCAGAGCAGCCGAUCCUGAUCGAGUCGCCAGCCAAAGGAGAGCAGCCGAGGCUGCCCUUCUUCUCACUAUCGGUCAAGCGCGGCGACGGGGGGCAGAUGCAGCUGGGCGGCAUGAUGCAGACGAUCGGCCACACCGUCAAGAGCACCAUGCCCGUCACAGACCCGCCAGAGUGGCCGACCCACAUACGGCCGAGUGCCCAAGACAACGAGGCGCAGAGCGGAGCCAUCGCAGCCAUGGCUGAGGGGCGGGUGCCGUCGCUCCCCGGCACUGGCAAAAAGGGGCCCAUGUCAGAGCGCCUCCUCUCCUUCCCCCCAGCUCAAGACGACGACCACGCCACCGCUUCCCAGCAGCCGGCAUCAGCAGAUGAGAGCCUUCUCUCUUCUCGUUUUGCCACCAUCUUGGCGCAGGUGCGGCAGGAGGAGCAGAUCGACAUCACCGACAGCCCGCCGUCGCAGCCACAGCCGGUGGAGCAGGAGCAGCCGUCAGCAGGGGAGCUGUCGGACGACGCCAAGAGGGCCAUUGGCGAGGUGGUUGCGCGCAUUGUGCGGGGCAGUGGUGUUGGGAUGGAUACGGGCGCAAGGAUGGGUGACGGCGGUGGCGGUGGCGGUGGUAGUGAGGGAGGUGAUAGUGCGGGAGAUGGUGAGGUAGCGUGGGCCAUGCGGCUGGUGGAGCGGCUGUGCAAGCGGAGGGCCGCCGCCGCCGCCGCCGCUGCUGGUGGAUCAGCAUCGGGGACACCGCUGUGGAGUGCUGUGUACAGGUAGGUAGGUGGGUGGGCAUGCAUGGCAAGAGAGGGAGGGAGGGGAAUGUGUAUGUGGGUAUGUGUGUUCUAUAGUGUGGAGGAAGUGGACGAUUGGUUAGGUGACCCCGACAGCGUCGCGACCCUCCUGCAGUUCUUCAACGACUGCAAAGACCGUAUCACCGACGCGCAGGAGGCAGCACGUGAGCGACACUCGCCAUUAUCGGCCACCACACAUCCACAACCACCGACCACCUCGUCCAUAUCGAGUAGCCACCUGCUGUGCCCUUGUUGUGACAGAGCUGCGUCGUCACGAGUCGUACGAUUGGUUGGAUGACGGCGACUUCGUGCCUGAGGAGCCGCUGCGCGGGCGGCGUGGGCCGCCUCCCUCGGUGCUCUACGUUCAUGGCCCCCCUGGCUGCGGCAAGACCGCCCUGGUGCAGCUGUGCGCAAAGAUAGCUGGCUUCCAGGUAAACAAAAGGAGUCAUGUCACCUCAUGAGUGGGUACAUGGGUGUGGCAAGUGCGGUGUGUGGUGUGGCUGAUCAGGUCGAUAGUGUAGAUCCUUCUGAGUUGGUGGAUUCCUCCGUUUUGACGAAGCGCUUCGAGGCGGCCAAAUGCCAAGACAUACGACGGGUAGGCAGGGCACACACACACAGGCACCAUGCAGGCAAAGCACCCCACCACAUCUCUCCUGUCGCCCUUGUUUCGUUGCAGCAGCCCCCACCAAGGCCAUCCGCCGCUGCCCUCCUCUUCCCCCCUCCUGGCCCCCCUCGCCGGCCCCCCCGCCCCGCUCGCCCGGCUCGAACACGCAACAGCCCCCUGAUAUCCAUCGACGAGGAGCCGGAGGACCUCGACGGCCACGAUGGGCCCGACAUCGACAUGGCCCCCCGUCGGCGGAAGCGGGGCAAGAACAAGAAGAAGCCAGCCGACAGCAGUGACGAUGAGUGGGUGGGCGAGGGAGAUGGAGAUGGAGAUGAGAGUGAAUAUGGCCAUGACGACGAGGCGCCAAAGGCCCGCGCCAAGGGCAAGGGCAAGGGGAGAGGGAAGAGCAAGGCGAAGGCCAAGCCCAAGGGGCAGCUGGGCAUCCUGGGCUUCCUCAAGAUGCCACAAAAGAAGGAACCUCAGAGAGGGGGAGAGGAGGGUGAGGGAGAGGGCAAGAGUGAGGGGGCGGGUGCGCCGGUGGUGGCCAUCAAGGAGGCCUCAGAUGAGGGCGACGACGAGCAGCUGCCCGCCAAGAAGAAGAAGAGACGACGGCUCAAAAGGCAGGGUAAACACCUGAGCACCAGCAAGCAUCUCGUCUCUUCACUCUCUAUGUCUGGUAUCCCAUGGAUCGAUGUAUGCAGUGUCUGAUUCGGAUCACCACGAUGCUGCCGAGGAUCGCGACCAAGAGCAAAAGCACCAGCAGGCCGCAGCAGCUGAAAUCGCAUCCGAUGCAGCCCGCUCCCAGCAGCCAUCGUCGCCCUCAUUCCGGCUGCUUCUGGUGGACGACACGGAUACCCUCUCCCCCAAGAACCUCCCCGCCCUCCACAGGCUCACCCAGCACAACCCCACCGUGCCGGUGGUGCUCAUCGGCGGCGGCCAGCCGUCCAUCAUCCCCCCCGCUUUCAGCUCCUUCACGUCAUUCCGCGUCCCUCCGCCGUCUCCCCGUCUCGCCGCUGCGUUGCUGGCCGCUCUCGUGCUCAUUGAGAAGACACGCACCGAGGGAACACCGCACAGCGAUCUGGCGCAGUGGCCGCCUGUGGCGCGAUUCCUGGCUGCCCCGUUCAAGGGCGACGUGCGGCGGCUCCUGAACCAGACGCACCUGGCCAUGGCGCAGAGCAGCGGGAUGAGCGUGGAGCGCAUUGUCGACGUGAUCACGGCUCUCCCCUUCUCGACUCUUGCUGGCGCGUUGAGGAGUGGAGGUGGGGUGUCGGAGGGAUCGCGUGACGAGCAGAUGUGGUGGGCCGUCGAGGAGAUCCGCGCCGCCGAGGCCAUCCCUGUGUCGACUGACGAUGACAUGCCCCCACUGCCCUUCAGCCCUUCCCCUGCCUUCAUCUCACCCCCGAUCGACGAGCCCGCGACGCACACCACAGACGCAGUGCGGCCCCGAGGUGGCAUGGAGCCGCUCUGGGUGGGGGCACCAUCACCAGCUGACAUCGACAGUGACACGCUGGAAGCAAUGACGUCCUGUGCUGACAUGUGGGUGCACAUCGAUGUGUGCGAGUCUCGGCUGCGGCGUGCGUACGGUGGUGAGGGGUGGGUGGGGGGAGUGGCGGAGGGCGAUAGGGACAAGAGCCCCAAUGGGGGUGGGGCUGGGGGUGUCGCGCAACUCGAUGAGGAGCAGGAGACGGAGUUGGACACCGAGAAGGCGGCCAAUGCGGCCCUGCAGAGGGGGCGGUGGCAGCUGGUGUACUCGAGACACGACUACCUCCGCAACAUGGCAGAGACCCCGGCGGCACAUGGUAGGCAAGCAGCCACUGGGGGAAAUGUCACACAUACACACAUGUGUUGUCAUUCUUCCUAUUUGCUGUUUGUGCAGCGUCUUGGCGCAUAGAGGAGUGGAGCGCAGCGAUGCAGUUGUCGAUAAUGAGCACGCUCUCCACACCCUCAGCCCAACAGGAGGACAAGGAGGGAGGGGGGCAGACCGACCCCGCCACUCUGUGGCUGCCUCGCCUGCAGACACUGCCGCCGUCGCCCGGGCACCUCCCAGGUGCGUCCAUAGCACAGAACACGACACAACGAGCUCCAUCCACUGCAUGUCUGUCUGUCCUCAUGUCGCCUUUCCUCAUGUAGUAGCGGCCAACCCCCUGCACCAUCUCUCCGUGGGCAUCCUGUGCCCCCCCUCCCGCUCGCCCAAACCCGUCCCCUCCAGCAGCGCCUUCUUCGACGCCUUCACGUCCUACCUCCCACUCAUGGCCGGCAUCGCCCGUCUGGACUCUGAGCCACACGCAAAGGAGCGGCAGUUCAUGACCCAGUGGCUGAGCGCCUUCAGAAAGCCGGACAAUGAGGACGGGUUUGACGACGAGGGGAGCGAGGAGGGAGGGGUGCGGACCAGGGCCAUGAAGGAGAGAGAUCGAGACCGGGGCAACGGCAAUGGGCGGCCGGACGGAGAGGCCAUGCGGUGAGAAGGGAGGGAGGGAGAGAGGGAGGAUGUCUCGCUGCGAUUGUGGCUUUUGGUUGAUUUUUCUCCCUGUUUGUCUCUCUCUAUCCUGUCGUGGUCAUCAUUCAUUCAUUCAUUCGUUCAUUGCAGCAAGCAGACGAGCGCUCUGGCGAGGAAAGUAGCAACAAAGCAGCAGAAGAGCCAUGCGGUACGCGAACGGCACAACACAUAACAUAUAUACAACACAUUCACACAAUAGUACCGACCGACCCUUUGUUCUUCCUUUCAUCUGCAGCUAGAGCUUGGCCACCUGAUGGCCCACCUCGACACCCGCUUCCCCCGCGCCGCCCGAGCCAUCAGCACUACCGAUGCUGGCAGGAGAGACCGAGACCGAGCAGAUGUGGUCAUGACGCCCAGCCAAGACGACGCGUCGGGGCUGAGCGGAGGGGAGGGGGAGAGCGAGAUCCCCUCACACCACCACGACGCGAGUGAGAAUGACGCCCCGAUCGCUCCUGUAGAUGUGGCGCAGCUGUCGAGCGACGCGCAGAUGCUGUUCGGGCCUGACAUAGAGCGCGAGAAUCAGGCGCUGAGGGAGGGGGGGCAGCAGGCUGGUGCCGAGGGAAGGGAGCGAGGAGGAGGGGAGGGGGCGGGGUGA